ACCACGCAGAAGUUGUGCUGUGCUGUUGUCGGGCAAGCGCGUUUCGUGAUGUCAAUAUGCUCAUGUAUUUGUGUUUAUGUUUCCUAAAAGAAAACAUGGAUCUUUUUAAAUGAAGAAGUACUCUUUAUGUACGCGUGUGCGUCUCUCAGUUAUAAUUCUGUUAAGUUAGCAAAGUGCGAACGCCGGAAGGCUUCUUAUAACACCCUUACGACCAUUGUUAUGAUGCAGUCAAGGGAUGAAGUUUUUUAAUGGGAUAUGCUACUAAUCUGAUUGUUGUUGCUGGCGCUACUGUCGCAGUGCAAGUGGAGGGGAAGUCAGCUGGCACCGGCGUCGCGACGAAGCUUUGCCAGUCGACGUCAAGCGUCUCUUUGGAUAGCGUCGCAUCGCGUCACAAUUUUUUAUAUCAAAAACUACAAAUGUGUUGUGUUGAUCUCGAUAGUGCUUUCGAUCUGUGAUGAGAACUACCCUGUAGUUUUUUAACAAAGCAAUUCGUGUUUUUUGAGUGUUUUGUGAUUUUUUGACAUGUUUUGGUGGUAGCGCUGUUUAAUUAUGAAAAGCCUUUUUCUUUUAGCCGCGUGCGCGUUCUCCGCGUGUCUUGCGGCUUGGCAGGAAAAUGUAAGGCCCAAGAUGUAUGUCCAAUUAGGAGCGGAAGACGACGUGCACCACUUCGUGGGGAACGAUACUCGCACCGACUACUUCCGGUUGAUGUUGCGAGAUGGAGACUCACUGCUCGUGGGAGGAAGGAAUUUAGUAUAUAAUCUCAGUCUGUCGGAUCUGAACCAACAGCAGAAGCUGACGUGGUAUUCCAACGAACACGAUGCCAAGAUGUGUGUAAUGAAAGGGAAAGACGAGGAAAACUGCCAAAACUAUAUCAGAAUCAUGGCGAAAACUGCAGCGGGUCGCUUAUUGCUAUGCGGAACCAACGCCUUCAAGCCUGUUUGCAGAGAAUAUAAUAUUCUUAAUGGAAAUUACACGAUGGAAAAAGAAAAACCAGGACAAGCUGUUUGUCCCUAUGAUCCCCACCAUAACUCCACAGCCAUUUACGUCGAUGGCGAUUUGUACACGGGCACGGUGGCCGAUUUCAGCGGAAUGGACCCUAUUAUCUAUAGGGAGCCGCUACAGACGGAACAAUACGAUUCAAUGAGCCUUAACGCUCCUGACUUUGUCAGCUCCAUGACCCAGAAAGACUUCGUUUAUUUCUUCUUUCGAGAGACAGCAGUCGAAUAUAUCAACUGUGGCAAGGCGGUUUAUUCUCGCGUAGCGAGAGUUUGCAAGAAUGACAGAGGCGGACCGCAUCGUUUCAGAAACCGCUGGACUUCGUUUCUCAAAUCCAGACUAAACUGCUCCGUCACUGGGGAGUUUCCCUUCUACUUCAACGAGAUACAAUCAACGACUGAAUUGAUAGAGGGCCAAUACGGCGAUGUUUACGCCCAAUUGAUCUACGGCACGUUCACGACACCGCCGAACAGCAUCUCGGGCAGUGCCGUGUGCGCCUUCAGUCUGCAGGACAUCACCGAUACGUUCGAAGGCAACUUCAAGGAACAGUCGGCCAUAAAUUCCAAUUGGCUGCCUGUGCAAAGCUCGAAAGUGCCUGAUCCGAGACCUGGACAAUGUCACAACGACAGCAGAACGUUGCCCGAUCUCACCCUCAAUUUCAUCAAAACACAUUCGCUGAUGGACGAAAGCGUGCCGUCGUUCUUCGGACAGCCGAUCGUUAUCAGAACGAUUUUCCAUUAUCGCUUCACCCAAAUCGCCGUCGAUCCACAAGUUAAAGUGCCCGGAGGGAAAACUUACGACGUACUUUUUAUUGGAACUGAUAAUGGUAAAAUUAUCAAAGCUGUGAACGGUCUGUCGGCGGAAACCCGCUACGGCGUCCGGCCCGUCGUGGUCGAAGAAAUCCAAGUGUUCCCAGUCCAUGUGCCUGUACGAGGAAUCAAAGUGGUGCGAAAUUCCAAGAAUGAAGGCCGCCUAGUCGUCAUAUCAGACGGCGAGGUGCAAUCUCUCCGUCUACACCGAUGCGACAGCAAUAAAAUAUCGAGUUGCAGCGAAUGUGUCGCACUACAAGAUCCCUACUGUGCCUGGGACAAGGUGCAGGGGAAAUGCAGGUCACACGGGUCGGGCCGGUGGGGCGACGAAAGCUACUUUUUUCAAAGCGUCGCCACAGGGCAGCACACCGCCUGUCCCCCGCCCAAGCUGGGCAAAGACGCUGGCUCGGUGGGCGGUCUGAGCUCCAGCCAACCCAAAUUUAACCAAGACCACCAGCCCAGCAAGGACCAACCUGAUGGGCAAGUGAUCAACAUUGUCCAAGAUAAGACAUACGAAAGCAGUGAUCCAGCGGUGUCGGCCGCGGAUACGCUCCCCGCGCAGUACUCUGUGGAAACCCUCAUCAUGGCGGUGGUGGCGGGCGCCGUGUCGGCCCUAGUGGUCGGUUUCAUCGCCGGUUAUCUCUGCGGAAGGAAGUGUCAUAAGGACGAAGAUGAUAACCUUCCGUAUCCUGACACCGAAUACGAGUAUUUCGAGCAGCGGCAAAACAUGAACAGUUCUUUGCCGCUUUUCAGGAUACAAGCGGAGCCCAAGCUGCUGCCGCAGGAGGAGGUAACGUACGCCGAACCAGUCCUGGUGCCGCAGCCUCCACCAAAGCUACAUUCGCCAAAGAAUACACUUAGAAAGGGCCCUCAUCAAAAUAAUUCAGAGACCCUCUUCCAAUUUCAGACUGAUGCUGGCUAUAAUGGCCGGGAUAAUUACCGAGGUCGUGACAAUUUCGGCACCCUACGCUCACAUCAGUGGGGUAUACCGGGUGAUCCACGAUAGAAGUAUUUGGGACAUGGAGUUAUGAGUGCAGGGUGAUAAUUAUAGGAGAGGUGAUGGCUUUGCAACCACUCGCAGCGUAAAGAAGGUAUACCUCUGAGAAAACAGUGAGGAGGGCGGAGUGGGUGCACGAAGUUUGGGACGGCCGCGCCCACCACGUUCGGGGCACAGUGUAUUGCCGACGAGCAGUGGAUCCUCCAGUUCCCCUUCGCCGCCCUCCUCAUCGCCAUCACCGACACCUCCCCGCACUGCCUCUUACAUAUACAGGGCUUAAGUAGCCCGUUUCGUACAAGCCAAGCGCAUACCACCCACAUCCACGAAACCAAAAAAAAUCCUUUUUCUAAGAAACUUGAUGUCUAAAUUUUAUAGAGAGAAAUCAAUAAGUGAUUAUACGUAAAUUGUUCUCUUGUUUCAGAGUUAAUAUAUGAAAAAACCUUUGUUAUUGUUUGUUCCGGGAUGGAAUAGACAUUUUUAUAUACAAAGUAAAAUAAUAAAUAAAAAAUCGCGAAUGUGGGUGGCAUCGCCGAUGAGAAAUUGAUGGAUCUGAGACUCUAUAAUGUUAGGAUACAGUAAAGAUAGCGACAUAGUUUACACUAAAUGUGCGAAAAGGAUAAAAGUCAAAAGUAGAGGGUGCGCUAGUGUAGACCUAGGCAGUGUCUUAGACAGAUAGACUCGUUUAAGUAUUUUCAUGAUUAAUAAAGUGCUUCUUAUGAAUGUGUUAGGUAAGAAUGUCCGUAAUGAUAGAUUGUUAUGAUUUAGCAACAUUGUGAUUAGAUUGUAUAUUCUUUAGCUAUAAUGUUGUUCCAUCUGUAUCUUUGUUAUUGUAUACUCCAUAUUUUAUUAUGAAAAGCCACCCACUUUGUUACCUACGUGCAAAUUUUUCGAACGCUCAUUUCGUAGCCACCGUGAGUAAAUAAGUUACAAAGUGGGCAAAAAUUUUAUUUUCGUUCGAAUGAUUUCUUUUCGAAAUUAAGCUAUUUUAUACAUAAUAAAUUAACGCAUCUAGUAAUGUACAUAAGACUGAAAUAUAUAAUACUCCGUGUCCAAGAUUAGACAGUAAAGCUACUUUUUUUCGGUUUUGUGCGCGUUAUCACAGUACAAACUUCCUAAUAAGCUUAGCAAGCUCGUGAAUAGCGACUAAUUAAUUCGUAAUUAUUUUUUUAGUAAAAUAUUAUUUCUCAGCGAUAAAAACAAAAUAGUAGUCAUUGUUAUUAUUUUUGUUAUUUAAUUCUUUUAAUCUCAAUUUAGGUAUAUUUAUUUUUAUUGUUG
Tribolium madens (black flour beetle) is the source of this 4077-nucleotide messenger RNA. RefSeq names its product semaphorin-1A. The coding region runs from base 550 to 2811 and encodes 753 amino acids. Gene Ontology annotation, biological process: negative chemotaxis; negative regulation of axon extension involved in axon guidance; neural crest cell migration. Lineage: Eukaryota; Metazoa; Arthropoda; Insecta; Coleoptera; Tenebrionidae. The transcript is spliced from 16 exons. The record is from RefSeq and is a predicted model, not a curated record. Gene Ontology annotation, molecular function: chemorepellent activity; semaphorin receptor binding.